Molecule: messenger RNA, 969 nt
Organism: Peronospora matthiolae
Lineage: Eukaryota; Oomycota; Peronosporomycetes; Peronosporales; Peronosporaceae
Source: the annotation of a GenBank genome assembly
AUGGCGGCUGCAGAUCAGAGCAUGAGCCUCAUGGACGGCACGUACUUUGUCGGGCGCAAGGAGAUCCUGGACUGGAUCAACUCCUUGUGCGGCGUGUCCCUCGCCAAGGUCGAGCAAACGUGCACAGGCGCCGUGGCCUGUCAGAUCCUGGACGCCAUGUACCCAGGCAAAGUCCAGAUGAGCAAAGUCGAUUGGUCGGCCAAUAAGGACUACGAGUACAUCCAGAACUACAAAGUCCUGCAGAAGGCGUUCGUGCAGCUCAAGAUUGACAAGCACGUGGAAGUCGAUCGACUCGUGCGGGGCAAGUACCAGGACAACCUCGAGUUUAUGCAGUGGUUCAAGGCCUUUUACGAGCGCAAUGCGUCGGGUCAGCCCUAUGAUCCUGUCGCACAGAGGGAGAAAGGGAAAGGUGGAGCGCAGUUUACCAGCAAGUUUGGGGGAGGACGAGCAGCAGCUGCCGCGUUCUCGUCGGGAGCCGCUGCUCCGAUGCGUCGAAAAGUCGGAGCAGCAGCAGCUGCAGCUACGACAACAAGAGUUGGGGCUCGGACAGCAUCAUUGGGGGCUGCUUCAAUGACGGCAGCACGUCCUGUGAAGACGUCGAUGGGGACAUCGCGUCGGCCGGUUGGAAGCACUGGAUCGUCUACGAGCUCUGCUAUGUCGGCAGCGGAUACGGAAGCUGCGAUUGCAGCAGCUACGGAGCCGUUGGAAAAAGAGCUGGAGGAGCUGGCAGCCAACAAUAAAGACUUGAUGAAAGAGAGCGGCGAGUUGCGGGCAAUGGUGGAAAGCUUGGAGAAGGAACGGGACUUUUACUUUCACAAACUGCGCGAGGUGGAGAUCAUGCUACAGGCGACCGAUGAGAGCGAGACGAACCCGUUGGUCCAGGCGGUUUUUAAGGUACUGUACGCUACUGAGGAAGAUGGACCCGAGGACGAGCAGCUGGCAGGUGAACCACAGGACGAGCAAAUGUAG